Molecule: messenger RNA, 3254 nt
Organism: Poeciliopsis prolifica (blackstripe livebearer)
Lineage: Eukaryota; Metazoa; Chordata; Actinopteri; Cyprinodontiformes; Poeciliidae
Product: guided entry of tail-anchored proteins factor CAMLG-like
Biological process (GO): tail-anchored membrane protein insertion into ER membrane
Cellular component (GO): GET complex
Source: RefSeq, a predicted model, not a curated record
CGUUCAGGGAAAAACAACAACUUCCUGCGUCAGUCCCGUUGUCUCCUUUUGAUGACGUCAUCCCCGUGCGCUCGGCCCUCCAUUCUGUGGCGCUUUCCGUGAGGGAUUAAGCCGUUAGAAGCCUUUGUUGCGCCCGCAGCGCGGCUCGGCUCCUGCGCUGUGACCGGGAGGAGGCGGCUGGUGCUGGGCAUGGAGGCCGCGGAGGAGAAGGCGGGCUCCAUGUCUGCGGCUCAGCUCCCGGAGAAACGCAGGAGGAAACUGCUGCUCAACUCGGAGGACAGAAUGAACAGAAUCGUCGGAUACACGAAAAACGAGCCGGAUCACAGCGCAGCCGGCCUGCGACCCGCCGAGCGCUUCCACCUGGACCUGGACAGGUCAGAGCCGUGGUCCUCGCCUUCGCCCAGGCCGUCUCCCUUCCUGUCGGAGGCGCCAGGCGCCCGCUCCCACACCGCCACGCCCGAGAGGCGGGGCUCCCCGCUGCCGGACUUCGGCCAGCCUCGCAGAGCGUCUCUGGAGGGCGACGUGGGCGGCCUGCGCCACAGAGCGAAGGCGGAGCGGCCGUCAGACGAGGCCGGCGGCUCGCCACGCCGAGGCCUGCACCAGUACUUGUCUCGCUUUGAUGACGCCAUGAAGCUUCGGAGCCAGCUGGCCAAUGAGAAGCCGGAGCAGGACGGCGGUUCUGACGUGGAGGAGUUCGAUCCGUUUCGGGUCUUCAGGCUCGUCGGCAGCGUCCUCCUCGCUGUUUUCGUCAGAGUUUUUGUCUGCAAGUACCUGUCAAUAUUUGCUCCAUUUCUGACCCUUGAACUCGCCUACAUGGGAUUGUCAAAAUACUUCCCAAAGGUGGAGAAGAAAACCAAAACCACAGUUCUGACGGCCGCCCUGCUGCUGUCCGGCAUCCCGGCCGAAGUCAUCAGCCGCUCCAUGGACACGUACCGCAGGAUGGGCGACGUCUUCUCUGACCUCUGCGUCUACUUCUUCACCUUCAUCAUCUCCCACGAGAUCCUGACGCUCUUCGGCUCAGAGACGCCCUGACAGAACAAAACCACACCUCCUUCUUCUUCCCCUCCUCAUGCCGAUGAGGCUUACUCGUUUGCGCCCCCUGGUGUUUACAUUCUGCUGCCUUAUGUUGAGGCUGCACCCUGGAUCAGAGCUCUUCAGCUCUAAUCAGUCCAAUGUUCAAACCUGCAUGUUGAUUUCACUGCUAACAGAAACUUUGGAACAGGUUUCACGUUUUGAUUUUGUUUACAUACCAGAUCCAUGUUUAUUAAAACCAAUAUUUCAGGCACAGAACACUGAAAAAAACACAAUCUUACCUAGUAUUUUCAUCUAGUUUCCAGUACAAAUAUUUUAAUAAACUUGAAUUAAUACAAAACUAACUUACUAGUAAGUUUUCAGUAGCUUGUUUUGAGUAAAUGUUCACUUGAUUUUGAUGAAAACAUUCCAGGUCCACUGGCAGAUUAUUUAACUUAAAACAUAAGAAUUUCCCCUUGAGGGCAAUAAAGCAAUUUGAACUAUAAAUGAUCGUCAUUGUUAGUUAUUAGAAACAAACAGAUGCUGCACUGCAAAAACACUAAAUCUUAUCAAGUAGAUUUCUCUGGUUUCUAGAGCAAAUAUCUGGAUCCUUGAAAUAAGACAAAGCUAGCAAUAAACUGCGGCUUAUUUUAGGUUAAUCCUAAAUAUUGAUUUUAAAACGGUGUUAUUUCCACUGGCAGAUUAUUUCACUUAUAACAUUAAAAAAUGUCUUUUUAUAAGAGAAAUAAUCUGUCAGUGGAACCAGAACAUUUCAUUGAUAUUUAGGAAUUAUUAACUUAAAACAAACUUUUAUAUCUGCUGAAAUGUGACAAAACAAACCCAAUUUAUGAGUUAGACAAAACUAACUUUUCAUCACUUGUAAGUUAGUUUUGUCUAAUUUUAAACGUAGUAAGAUAUGUGCACCGGAAACUAGAGAAAAAUACUUGGUGAGAUUUUGUGUUUUUGCAGUGACUGAGUUUAAUGGGAGCUCAUUAAAGGAUUAAAAUCAUAAAUAACAGACAGAAGGCGUGACAUGGUCUUCAGAGAAUAUUCUACUGUUACAUUAAAGGGGAAAUAUGACCAUUUUAUGAUUUAUAAUUUGUUGCAUAAACCAUUUCAUUAGAAACUGGUGGGGCGGCCAUUUUACUUGGAGAAAUGUGUCAUUAUUUUAAUCUGUUAGUCGAGGAAUAAAUGAGCAGAAAUACUUUGCGCUGUCUUCAUGCUUAGCAUAACGUUAGUAAAGAAUGUGGAAGAAAUGAAGGAAAUUAGAUCUGACUCUAUGAUCUGUUAUUGUUUACUUCAGCAUUAAAACCAGAGGGACGUUUUCUGUUUGGGUCAUUUUCGCUCCAUCCUUCAGUUUAAAGCCAUUAAAAGCAGUCGGUUCAUUGGUGAAUGUAAAAUAUGCGUCAGCAUGAUGAACAAGGUUUUCUGUUUCUGACUAAGCAUUUUGCUGUGAAACAUAUGAACAUAAAGUGAGUGUUGCAUUGUGUGUUUGUGAGCAUAAAGUUCCAUGUUUGGUGAACUGGUGGGUUUUGUGAACUUCCUUCAAGCUUUUUGUACAGUAUUUUCUCUGCUGUCCUUGCUCCUAUUUAAUCCUAAAUUAAUUUAUUAGUGCUGUUUUUUUUCAUGUAAAUGCAUUGGUGUGAUUUAUUCUACAGCUUAUCUGCUCUUUCCUAUUUUUUGAUCAAUUUACUUAGACAGUUUUUAAUGGUUGUUGUUUUGCUGAGAUUGUGUAAAAGCGAUGUUUCAAACUGAACAACUCAUACCAAAUAAAUGACCCCUUGUCUGACUUAUUCUCUAAUUUUCUGUUACUUGUCUAAUUUAGGGAAUGAACUGAGAUUAAUGGGGUUCUAGCAACACUUUAUAAAUUUAUUCUUCAUCUUGACGAUGGCUUGCAGGUCAUGAAAAACCAAAUAUCUGAUCAGAAAAUUAGAAUAUUUGAAUAAAGUUCAAUACUGGAAACUCAUGGUGUCAUUUGUUUAUAACUGCCUUAUAUUCAUAAUAACUAACCACUUUCCAUCACUUUUCUUUAUUAAACCACUGCAGUGUAAUGCUUCCUGCUUCUUAUUCUAUAUUCUCCUCAUAAAACACUUUGAACUGCCUUAUUGCUGUGAUAUGCAGUAAAAAUAAACUUGCCUUGUGUUACAUUUACGCUUAAAAUGUUGAAUCCUCGUGUAAAUCCAGAAAAGUUUUGGGUUUUCAUUAUUUGUAAAUCAUUAUAAUUAAAAUGAAAAGGAACAAAG